Molecule: messenger RNA, 1923 nt
Organism: Clonostachys solani
Lineage: Eukaryota; Fungi; Ascomycota; Sordariomycetes; Hypocreales; Bionectriaceae
Source: the annotation of a GenBank genome assembly
AUGCAAGUCUUGCAAGCGACGGCACACCAGCAUGAGCGGAGGAGCACAUCACCGCCGCGCUCGUUGCCAGCGGAUACGCCUCAGGAGAAACCUAUAGCUACGUUGAGUCGGCCACAACCUGACGCGGAUACGAAUAAAACGCCGAACCCUACGAUUUCCACCCAGGUCUCGACCGGAGCACGACCACGCCCGUCUGUCUUGGGGCCGAGAUCACGGUCCAGCAAUGCUCACGUGCGCUUUGUUGCCAGCCUGAGCCCAGAAUCAGCCUUCAUCAUCAAUAAGCCUCACCAAGAGGGCUCUGAUAGCAUCUCUAGACAUGGCGUUGGUCUAUGGCUCGGGCAAGAUGAGGAAGUCACUCCGGAGGCCGCGCCCGUUGCCAACGACCAAACCUUCCUGAAUGUGCCUACGCAAGUGCUGGACGGGCUCUCUGGCCAGACCUUGCUGCUGUCAAUCCUUCGCCCUGCCCUAAGGCGUGAGUGCCUCGCCGUCAUUCCCCCAGAACAUGAGCUAGGGUUGCUCUCCGAUCUGUUCUACACCAAAAUAGACCCGACAUUCCCGCUUCUGAAGGACGAGCCCUGGGAGAAACAUGGCGAUAUCGAGACGGUGACCCUCAAGCAGUGUAUCUGCUUGGUAGCUUCAUCAGAUCCGGCGAUGCGACCACAUCUACGGUUGCCACAUCAUGAUGGGGUUCUUUUGCAACUGGAGUUUCGAGCUCGCAUAGCUGCGGCAGUGAAGCAGACCUUGGACCUUGGCUUCAUCGCCGACAAAAUUGUGCUUUUGCAAAUCUGCACGCUGAUGUCCAUGUAUACCGACGAUCAAGACUUUGGCGUGCUGUCUACGCACUACUGCGCCCAGGCGAUCCAUUACGAACAAACACUUGGUUUUCAUGUUGGCUGGCCUGAUGACAAGGCUGGCGGCGAGCGUUCUCGCCGAAUCUUUUGGUGCGUUUGGGUCUUGGACCGACUCAACGCAGCGACAAACGGUCGACCCACUGUCAUUCACAGGCAUGACGCGGACAAGAAGGUCAUGGACUCCAUCAGCGAUCAAUCACCCUCUUUCAAGCUUCUCAUCCACAUAGCGCAGCUUCUCGAACACACUAUAUCACUCUACCGCCCUAGCGAGUCAGCCCGGAAAAAAAAUCCCGACACAUUCGAGGAGCUUAUCGAGAUGGCAUCGGCGCAGAAUCUAAGCAGUAGCUUAUUAGCUUCUCUUGAGCUUUUUUACUUGCCCGCCGUGAUUCUACAAGACCGAUCAUCCGAGAAUCAGUCCAGCUCUGAACUCCAAGGAUUCUAUGCGACGCGAAUAGUGGCCAUUGCGUCAGGAGAGGGCAUUUCGUCCCUCAUCUACUGGCCCAUCCUCCCCUAUGCGGUAACUGUGGCCGCGUCUGUCGCAUACAGAAGUCUCAGACGAAGCGCCACGGCUUACAGCCGGCGACGUGCAUUUACACUCUUCCAAGACACCUGCAAAAUCCUAGACGAUCUCGGUAAGACCUUCCCCUCUGCGCGAGCAAUGGCAAAACUUGCCAGAGACACCAUGCAAGGAGUCGACCGGGCGACCGCAAGGAUAAGGAGAGAUAGCAUCAAGCCUCCGAACACUACACACAGCUCUACACCAGAGGUUGCUGUCGAUGAAAGUACCCAAGAUCCACGGGAUGCCAGCCAGAUGUCGGAGUCCGUACAAGUCUCCAGACCACCACUGCCGCCGCUCGGAGCAGCGCCUGCAGCUUCGGUUGACCUGUACGACCAAUUUGGAACGGAUUCCUUCAAUGAAUACAAUGGUGAUGCGGAGAUCUUUGGCAACUUGGACCCGAGUUUUGAUCUCGGACGGGCCGAUGCCAUCUUUUCAGCCAAUCUCGACUUGAGCAUACCAUAUUUCGCAGAAGACUGGCCAGUACCUGGGCUGUACGCGGGAGACGUGGGUUAG